This is a messenger RNA of Salpingoeca rosetta, 2742 nucleotides long. RefSeq lists its product as uncharacterized. Gene Ontology annotation, biological process: regulation of transcription by RNA polymerase II. The record is from RefSeq and is a predicted model, not a curated record. Bases 1 to 2742 code for a protein of 913 amino acids. Gene Ontology annotation, cellular component: nucleus. Gene Ontology annotation, molecular function: RNA polymerase II cis-regulatory region sequence-specific DNA binding; DNA-binding transcription factor activity, RNA polymerase II-specific. NCBI's taxonomy places the organism in Eukaryota, Choanoflagellata, Craspedida, Salpingoecidae. The transcript has 4 exons.
AUGAUGACCGCCAAUAACCCCACCUCCUUCAUGGAUGCUGAGGACCUGGACUGCGUCAAUCUUCUCAAUGGUUUACCACAGCAACAACAACAACAGCAGCAGCUGCAGCAUGGCCAACAGCAGCAUGGCCAACAGCAGCAGGCCGCUCCUUCAGGGCCAUCUCUAAACACAUCCGCUCAACGAGUGCCCCCGCCACCGCCGCCCCAGCCACAGGCCGGCAUGGAACAAGGCGCAUUCCACCACCGCCAACGCCACCAGCACCAGCACCAGCACCAGCAGCGGCCUUCAGCCGAUGCGGCGGGACAGGAUAUGCAGCAGCAGCUCAUGAUGCAGGCAUAUCAGGCCUUGCAGCUCAGCCGCGACCAACAGCAACAGCUGCACCAGCAGCAGCAACUGCAACAGGACCAACAGUCGCAGCAGCAAGCCGGCGCCACAUUUGAUAUGGACAACGGGCAACUGCACCAGGCCAUGCUGCAGCAGCUCAUGGGCAACCUGUCCGUCCAGUUGCAGCAGCAGCAGCAGCAGCAGCAGCGACAACAGCAGCAGGGGCAACACCAACAGGGGCAGCGGCUGUUCCAGAAUGACCACCACCAACAACAGCAGCAGCAGCAGCAGCAGCAGCAGCAGCAGCAGCAGCAGCAGCGGAUGGGCCAGCCCUCGGUGCAGCACGGCAACUUGGCUGAUUUGCUGCAGCUGAUGAAUGGGGACGUGUCGCUGGAUGCGCUGGCGUCCACAGCACCACAGGAGCGCAUGGCCGCUCUGGAGCGCCUGCAACGCGUGCAGCACCAGGUACAGCAGCUGCUGCUGGACGAAUCGCAGACCAUUCAGCAGCAGCAGCAGAUCCAGAACUUGCUCCACCGCGUCCAGCAACACCAGCAACACCAGCAACACCAGCAAAGAGGCGACCGGUCCUUUGGCGUGGAUGAUCAGACGGGUUUCCUAUCACAACCCCAACACCAACCACGCCAUCGUCACGGCCUUGCGGCACCGUUUGGGCUGGACACGUUGCAAGAGCAGGAGCAGCAACAGCUGACACCCUCAGGCUCGCCACCACUGCCGUCGCUGUCCACCGCUGGUUUUGGCAUGAUGGCGCCAUCGUCGUCGUCCUCUUCGGCAUCAGCACGCGCGCACCAACCGCUCACCUCGUCGGUUGCGAGCUCCAUGACAACAACUGCCACGCCAACACCGGCUGCCAUGCCGCCAUCGCCCUCAUCGUCGUCCUCGACUGCAAUGGCACCACUGCCUGUGCCGACCACCGCCGCCGUGACGGGCAAAGCCGCCAACCGCCGCUCCCGAUCUGCAUCCGCCGCGCGCAGACGCAACAGACAACGCUCAACCUCGCUCUCCAUCCACGCCAUGCGCGCGGCUGCACAGCAGGAGCAGCAGCAGCAGCAGCAGCAGUCGUCAUCCUCGUCGUCCUCGGCGGCGGCGCUGGGCGGUCUGUCCAUGGCGGAGAUUAACAGGCGCCGCGGCAGCUCAAUGGGGUCUAUCACCCACCCGCUCGCCCCCAACAAGGAGAUUAUGGAGCUCGCUGCACGCCUCAACUUUGACAGCCGCGCCUCUUCAGUCUCCAGUCUGAACGAAGCCGCCGAGACACCACAGCCCAACUUCAACUACGAAUGUGCACAGGACUACCCCUGCCACCCUUCCCGUUGCUCCAAAAAGUCCCACCCGUGCCCACACCCUGAUUGCGGUAAAGUCUUCCCCAGUCACAGCAAGCUUGUGCGCCACAUCCGCGUGCACACUGGCGAGAAGCCGUUUCUGUGCCCCGUGUGCAACACGCGGUUUACGCAGCGGUGCAGCCUCAAGACGCACCUGCGGCGCCACUCCCAGCAGGAUCUCGCCGCUGCCAAGGAGCGCAUGGAUGCGGCCACAUCCUCCUCUGCCUCUGUCGCGUCCCCUGCGGACCCCACCACAGCCGGGUUUGGCCUCGGCCACGCACAACACCGACACAUGGCGCACCAGGACCCCUUUGCUCGCCACCAGGAGCAACAAGAGCACCAGCGGCUGCAACGGCAGCAACAGCAACAACAGCAACAGCAACAGCAACAACAGCAACAGCAACAACAGCAGCAGCAGCAACAACACCAGCAGCAGCAUCAAGGUGCUGGUAACGGCCCGCUGUCGGCAAUACCGGCCCACCUCACCACGAUGCACCGGUGGGGCAUGUCCCCCUCCAGCUCCAGCGUGAACAUGAGCGGACCGCCCACGCCGCAGUUUGACAUUGACGAUGCCAUUGCGGAGGAGCCCUAUGCUGAGGCCGCGUCGCCGCUCGAUGACGCCCUCACACGCACGCUCACACAUGAUCUGCGCAUCAGCAUGCAGCAGCAGCAGCCGCCGCCGCCGCAUCUCGGCGAGCACGACAGCAUGCGCCCGUCGGCCCAGGGCCACCAGCACCUGUUCAAUGGCAGCGGCAACGAAAUGUUGCAUGGCGGUGAUAUGGCUGGCGGCGCGCUGCAGCACCAGCAGCCGCCACCACAGUUCCAACAGCAGCGGCAACAGCAGCAGCAACAACAGCAGCAACAACAGCAGCAGUUUGGGGAGGAUGAGUUUGGUGAUUUCCAAUUCAAGGAGGAGGAAGUGGAAGCUGAUGAGGAAUUCAACAGCUUCCUGCGCGAGCUGCACAGUGGCAACAUCAGCUAUGACCAGCUGGAUGAAAUGGCAAACAACCCAGUCGUUACUUCCUCCUCUUCGUCAACAGACCCCACCACCACCACAUCCAGCUCUGCGCACCCGCAAUGA